Messenger RNA from Gopherus flavomarginatus (Mexican gopher tortoise), 3831 nucleotides. It is a transcript of the gene GPR176, whose product is annotated as G protein-coupled receptor 176. Gene Ontology annotation, cellular component: plasma membrane. Lineage: Eukaryota; Metazoa; Chordata; Testudines; Testudinidae. Gene Ontology annotation, biological process: G protein-coupled receptor signaling pathway. Gene Ontology annotation, molecular function: G protein-coupled receptor activity. The record is from RefSeq and is a predicted model, not a curated record. The transcript is spliced from 3 exons. The coding region runs from base 529 to 2121 and encodes 530 amino acids.
AUAGUGCGUUAGGACAGUUGUAGGGACUUGGCACUGAAAAAGAGAUGCUUUUCCUCUCUUUUGUGAAAAAGCUAAGCAAAGACUGAGAAUGAGGGAAAAACAGCUGAUUUUUCUGUAAGUUUUUUCCAAUCCUAUUUUAAUAUAUGAUAAGUUUGUUUUUAUUGUGAUCUGCUGGGAGGGCAAUGUAUGGUGUGGACUGGAUUUUUCUCAUUCAUGUUUGUUGCGGUAAAACAUGCUGAGGAAACACUGUGAUAUGGAGAAACAAGAAAUAUGGGAAAAGUAAUAGCAGGGCAGAGUCAUGUUUUUCCCCCUUCUUUCCUUUCCUGAGUAUAAUGAUUCAUGAGGUAGAGACAUGACAAGUCAAGCCUGCUUUCCGGGACACACAUUCUGUGAAGACUUUGCUGGGUACAAUCAACUUGGCUUUAUUCACAAAAGCAGUUCUUUUGCGUGUAUGCUCUGUUCAGUGGAAAGCAUUGGUUCAAUCAUGUGUGAUUAUUAGGUAGGGAGAAGGAAGAAAGAACACUCACCAUGGGGUACAAUGGAAGCUGGAUUUCAAGGAAUGAAAGUGACCAUGCCCUCUAUCAGGAUGUCACCAGAGCUUUAGAAAUUAAGAAUGUAUCUAAUACACAAAUUGUGUGGAACAAUAGAAGCUACAAUGGGAUUGGACCCUUGGAAAAUGGGGAGUACAAUGAGGAGCAAACCUACAGACAUUUCACUACCACUGUGCAAAUUGUCAUCUUUAUAGGCUCCCUGUUGGGAAACUUCAUGGUGCUGUGGUCGACCUGCAGAACAUCAGUAUUUAAAUCAGUAACAAACUGCUUCAUUAAGAACUUGGCCUGCUCUGGGAUCUGUGCCAGUCUAGUCUGUGUGCCUUUUGAUAUUGUCCUUAGUGCCAGUCCACACUGCUGUUGGUGGAUCUACACCAUGCUCUUCUGUAAAAUUGUCAAGUUUUUGCAUAAAGUCUUCUGCUCAGUGACCAUCCUUAGUUUUCCUGCCAUUGCUUUGGACAGGUACUACUCAGUUUUAUACCCAUUGGAAAGAAAGAUAUCUGAUGCGAAGUCUCGAGACCUGGUUAUCUACAUCUGGGCCCAUGCCGUGGUGGCCAGCAUUCCUGUGUUUGCUGUGACCAAUGUUUCUGAUAUUUACGCCAUGUCCACCUGCACAGGAUCCUGGAGCUACUCCCUAGGUCACUUGGUGUAUGUCAUUAUUUAUAACAUCACCACUGUUAUUGUACCAGUGGCUGUGGUGUUUUUUUUUAUGAUUCUUAUCCGCAGAGCACUGAGUGCCAGCCAAAAGAAAAAAGUCAUCAUAGCUGCCUUAAGAACCCCUCAGAACACUAUUUCUAUUCCCUAUGCCUCCCAGAGAGAAGCUGAGCUUCAUGCUAUGCUGCUCUCCAUGGUUAUGAUCUUUAUUUUCUGCAGCGUUCCCUACGUGACUCUGGUGAUUUACCGCACCAUACUCAACAUACCAGAUAUUUCAGUCUUCUUGUUCCUCACUGCCAUCUGGUUGCCUAAAGUCUCCCUGCUAGCCAAUCCUUUGCUCUUUUUGACUGUAAACAAAUCUGUACGGAAGUGCUUAGUGGGUACAAUAGUGCAGCUACACCGGAGGUAUAGUAGGAGGAACAUUAUCAGCUCCGGGAGUGUUGCAGAUACCAACUUGGAGCCCAAUGUCCGCUCUGGUAGCCAGCUUCUGGAGAUGUUUCACAUAGGGCAGCAGCAAAUCUUCAAGUCAACAGAGGAUGAUGAGGAGAAUGAAACAAAAUCCAUUGGUUCUGGUGACUUUCAGCAGAAGGAAAUCCCUACCACCAGUUUAGAGGUAGAACACACGUUAGUUCAGAAAUGUCUACAACACACCAUUGCUGACUCAGCUGCUCAGGUGGCCCCGGCCAUGCCAACAGAAGCAGAUCUGGUUAAUGAAAAAUAUUCAAUGCAGUUUGGCUUUGGGCCUUUUGAGUUGCCUCCACAGUGGCUUUCAGAAAAUUGGAAUAGUAAGAAGCGACUGCUGCCUCCCUUGGGGAAUACCCCUGAAGAGCUCAUCCAGACAAAGCAGCCCAAGUGUAAAGCAGAAAGAAAAAUCAGCAGGAACAAUAAAGUCAGUAUCUUUCCCAAGGUGGAUUCCUAGUAGGAGCAGGAGCUCUGAAUAACAAAGGAAGUCCACUUUCUACUGUACAUGUGAUCCCAUGGAUCAUAGUUAUGCUGAAAUUUGUUACAGGCUGAUUUUUGUGCCAAAUACAUAAAAACAAAAGGGAAACAUAUAACAAAAGUGUUCCUCAUGAAUGUAUUUUCAUUAAAUAGCGACUGAUGUCAUUCCUGCUUUAUUUGUACUAUAGUACAGGUCUGAUUCACUUCCAAAGGGUGUGUAUGGCUUUGUGUACAUUUCCUGUGAAACUUUCAUGGUGUUGUCUGGCAGCUGGUUUACUGGGCACUCCAGUGUUUAGUACAAUGAAAACAUAACUAUUCUGUGUUGCAGCAGCAAGCCAAUAGGCAGGACUUCAGGGAGCACAAAAUAGCUAGGCCAUGCCCAUUCUACACUAAAAUGGACACAGCAAGUUUCUGAGAGUUUCAUUAAUGAAAUGUGAAAAGAUGCUCUUUCUCUUUAGCUGACCUCUUACAGCAAAGUAAAAAAAAAUUGCCAUGUCAGGAACAGCCCAUAGGUUUCUUAUACAUGUUGCUCUUCUCUUCUUUUUGUAGCCCAGUUAUUUUCUCACUUAAAGUAUGCUCACUUUUGGCCUAAAAAAGAUCAACUAGCAUGAGGAAGCCCAAUUGCUGGUGUAGGAGGCCCCCCCCAGAUUGUUUAAAAAUUAACAGAAAAAAACUUCUAAAAUAGCCAUUUCCUCCCUUUAAAAACAAAUGCAUUCCUGUAGUUUAAUGAAAAGUAGACUGUAGACCAUGUGAUACAGUUUCUUCCCAAAAGAGCAUGCAUAGAUGUGCUGAGGGCAUGAGCCAAGGGCAGUUAGAUCCCAUGGUGAUGUGCAUGGUGCAUAUGCCUACUGGGUGCAUGAUUUCAGCAUGCUGUAAAUAGCAAAAGAGUCCUGGGUAAAUAUGUGCCUGCAGAAUGGUCUGCUUGUGCCCUCUUCUUUUGACUGUUUUGUGAAAACACAAGGCAUUGCCUUUAUUUGCCUACAUUUUCCAAGGUGCAGAAAUGGUAAUACUUUACAAAAAAGUGAUGUUGCAGCAAGCUGAUUGUUAGCCUCCGAAUGGAAUAAAUGUAAGUGCCAUUCUUUACCUUUGGUGGGAGUAGGGAGACAGCACAACCUCUAAAUUUCCUUUUAGUGGUGGGCAUAAACCCCAAAUAUGCUAAUUGUAAUUUACACGACUCAUCUCAUACUAGAUCAUCCAAUGUAUGACUUUCACAGCAGAUUUCCAUACCUGGUGCCUAAAUUCUUUGUGAAUCAGAACCAAACUGUCCAUUCUAUCAACAAGCUAGUCUAUCUAGGAGUGCUUAGGCAUUAUACUGUAGCUCACCUUCCUCCUUGAUUACAGAUGUAUUGUUUUGCGUAUCUUGAAUGUGAAUUUUAAACUGUGACAGUCUGUAAGACAACCUUAAAACUACUGUACCCCUGGAACUUUAAUCCUUGUUCCAUUGCAAGCAGCCCUUCCUUUCUUCCAUCUCUGCAUUUGCUAUUGUCUCACACUGUAGAUUAUCAAAAGCACAGAGUGAUGAUACCCUAGUACUCUUUUGCACACUUGUUCUCCGUCUGUAGUUUAGAUCUUUGGUGCAUGCCAAGCCCUCACCUGUAGCCUACUGUCUGUUUAGUAAGUAGUUUUCUUUAAAAUGUAUUGUCUAGUUUAAAAUAACUUGCCAAAUCUGACAGUCCGGUGUUAAAAGAAA